Cylicostephanus goldi is the source of this 476-nucleotide messenger RNA. The record is from the annotation of a GenBank genome assembly. NCBI's taxonomy places the organism in Eukaryota, Metazoa, Nematoda, Chromadorea, Rhabditida, Strongylidae.
AUGCACACGUUUCUUACCGAACAGGAGCUGGACUACUCUAUAUUUGUAAUUGAACAAACUGUUAAUCAGACUUUCAAUCGUGGCAAGCUAUUGAAUGUCGGUUUCAUCGAGGCAAUGAAGCUCUACGACUGGGAGUGCAUUCUAUUUCAUGAUGUAGAUUUAUUACCAGAAGAUAGACGAAACCUGCAUUUGUGCCCCAAGCGAAAUCCACGACACAUGGCUGUUGCAAUGGACAAGUAUAAUUACACACUGUUCUACGAUGGAAUGUUUGGCACAAGUUCUAUGUUCACUAUCAAACAGUAUCUUGCUGUGAAUGGACAUUCCAAUCGAUACUGGGGAUGGGGAGGAGAGGACGACGAUCUGUAUACGCGAACCUAUUUAGCUGGAUACGACGUGGAACGAUACAAUAAGACUAUUGCUAGAUACAAAAUGAUCAAGCAUAAACAAGAUGUCCAAAAUCCAAAAAAUCCGUAAGU